AUGGCACUUAAGGUCAUUCUGGAAAAGGCCAGAAUGCAUAAAUCCCCCAUCUUUGCCCUGAUGAUUGAUUUAAGUCAAGCCUUUGACUCCAUAAUUCAGAAUAAGAUAUGGCCCUUGCUGGAAAACAUUGGAAUAGAUAAACAUCUGAUAGCGUUAAUUAAGAUAAUUGACGACAAUCAUAGCGUAGUUCCUCAGCAUUUAAAUAUGAAGUCGCAACCUUUUAAAGCAAAUAGAGGCCUCAAACAAGGAUGCAUCCUUUCACCGAUAAUUUUUAAUGUAAUAAUGAAUGAUAUCCUAAAUAAAUCCUUUAAACAGGAAUAUGCACUCAACACAUAUUACAGUGAGCAACAACACCUCAAUGAUAUGCACAACUCUUUAAACUUUCUAUGUUAUGCUGACGACGUAUGUAUUCUAGCCAACUCAGAAUACAAAUUAAGAAAUAUUUUAUCAUUAUUUGUCAACAACUGUGAUGGAUAUGGUCUAAGAGUAAACUACACAAAAACCAAACUAAUCACCUCAAAUACUGAUGCGAGUCACUUAAACCCCUUUAACUAUGAGGGUAAUACGAUAGAAUUAGUGUCAGAUUUUAAAUACCUAGGAACCAGGAUAACGUCAUUAGGCCUUACCUUUUUAGAUACGAAAUCGAGAACGAAUAAUGCUAGACUCCGCUAUCAUCAACUGUCGAAAUUAUGGUCAUCCAACCAAAUAUCAACUAAUUUAAAAAUAAUACUCUUCAAGCCCCUAAUUGUACCCAUUUUUACCUACGGCCUGGAGACUUGGCAAGACUCAAAAAGUAACAUCAGCACAAUUCAGACUUUUAUAAACAAAUGCCUUAGAAGAAUCACCAAAACGUAUUACCCAUACAACACAUCAAAUACAACGCUCUGGAAUAGAAGCGACAUCUUAUCAAUCAAUCGUCUCAUACCCAUGAGGAGACUAGAAUUACUAGGCCAUAGCUUAAGACACUCGCAGGAAAAUAUGAUAUUCUCGUCCUUGAAAUGGUGCCUUGACGGUAGGAAGAAAACCCCUAAAUACUAUUGGUUGGCGAAAUGUCUGAAAGAUAUGGACCUGAUUAACCUCUCGUUUGCAGAUUUCAUGGCACUUAGCAAAAACAAGAAACACCUAAAGGAACAUUUACAAUACAUGCUAAAAUAUGGCCUAAAUUAA
Gordionus sp. m RMFG-2023 is the source of this 1167-nucleotide messenger RNA. RefSeq lists its product as uncharacterized. Lineage: Eukaryota; Metazoa; Nematomorpha; Gordioida; Chordodea; Parachordodidae. The transcript has a single exon. The coding region runs from base 1 to 1167 and encodes 388 amino acids. The record is from RefSeq and is a predicted model, not a curated record.